GCGGGUCGCUGUGCCGGGCAUUGUCUGGGCGGCGGGGGCGGGCGGGGGCCAUUGUGCGGCCGAAGAAAAGGACGCGGCGGCGGGCUCGCCGGAGGAGCGCGAGAAGAAUAGGGGCGGCGGAGGCGGGGGCGCCGGGCGGAGGCGCAUAAAAGGCGGCCGCUGCCCGGCGCUGGAGACCCGGCCGGCCAGGCAGGCAGCAGCCGCAGGCGCCGCGCGCUCCUCCGCUCGGUCCGCCUCGGCUCGGCUGGGCUGCCCGGGCGCCGCUCCCGGCGCGUCUGCUGGCCAGGGCCGCUCGGCGGGGAGGCAGAGGCGGAGGCAUGCGUUGGCCACGGCGCCCGCCGCGCCCCGAGCUCGCCCGCAGCCUCCUGCUGGCCCUGCUCUGCCUGCGCGUCAAGGUGACGCUCACGUCGGGCCAGUUCGAGUUCGAGAUCCUGUCCAUGCAGAACGUCAACGGGGAGCUGCAGAGCGGGCAGUGCUGCGACGGGGCGCGCAACGCGGCCGACCGCAAGUGCACCCGCGACGAGUGCGACACCUACUUCAAGGUGUGCCUGAAGGAGUACCAGUCCCGGGUCUCGGCCGGCGGGCCCUGCAGCUUCGGCGCCGGAGCCACGCCCGUCGUCGGGGGGAAUACCUUCAACCUCAAGUACAGCCGGAAUCACGACCGCAGCCGGAUUGUGCUGCCUUUCAGCUUCGCUUGGCCGAGAUCCUACACAUUACUGGUUGAAGCCUGGGAUUACAGUAACGACAGUGUUCACGCAGACAACAUUAUUGAGAAAGCUUCUCACUCUGGUAUGAUCAACCCGAGCCGUCAGUGGCAGACUUUGAAGCACAACGCAGGCGUCGCUCACUUCGAGUACCAGAUCCGGGUCACUUGCGAUGAGCAUUAUUACGGCUUUGGCUGCAACAAGUUUUGCCGGCCGCGAGACGACUUCUUUGGGCACUAUACCUGUGAUCAGAACGGGAACAAGACUUGCCUGGAAGGCUGGAUGGGCCUCGAAUGCAACAAAGCCAUCUGUCGGCAGGGCUGUAGCCCGAAACAUGGGUCUUGCAAAAUUCCUGGCGAGUGCAGGUGUCAGUACGGAUGGCAAGGCCAGUAUUGCGAUAAGUGCAUUCCACACCCGGGCUGUGUCCAUGGCACUUGCAAUGAACCGUGGCAGUGCCUCUGCGAAACCAACUGGGGGGGCCAGUUCUGCAAUAAAGAUCUGAACUACUGUGGGACUCACCCCCCAUGUUUGAACGGAGGCACCUGCAGCAACACCGGACCCGACAAAUACCACUGUUCCUGCCCGGAGGGCUACUCGGGACAGAACUGCGAAAUCGCGGAACAUGCCUGCCUUUCGGAUCCUUGCCACAAUGGAGGAAGCUGCUUUGAAACCUCUACAGGAUUUGAGUGUGUCUGUGCUCCAGGCUGGGCAGCACCAACUUGCACGCUUAAUAUUGAUGACUGUUCUCCAAACCCCUGUGGCCACGGAGGGACUUGCCAGGAUCUUGUGGACGGGUUUAAGUGUAUGUGCCCCCCUCAGUGGACUGGCAAAACGUGUCAGAUAGAUGCCAACGAGUGUGAGGGGAAACCUUGUCUUAACGCCAACUCCUGCAGAAACCUGAUUGGCAGCUACUAUUGUGACUGCGUUGCUGGCUGGUCUGGCCAGAAUUGUGAGAUAAAUAUUGAUGACUGUCUUGGGAAAUGUCAGAAUGGAGGGACUUGUAGGGACUUGGUUAAUGGUUAUCGGUGUAUCUGCCUGCCUGGCUAUGCCGGGGACAACUGUGAGAAGGACAUCAACGAAUGUGCGAGUAACCCUUGUUUGAACGGAGGCCACUGCCAAGACGAAAUCAAUGGCUUCCAGUGUCUCUGCCUUGCUGGGUUCUCAGGAAACAUCUGCCAGUUGGACAUAGAUUAUUGCGAACCUAAUCCUUGCCAAAACGGGGCCCAGUGCUUCAACUAUGAGAAUGAUUACUUCUGUAGCAAUUGCCCUGAAGAUUACGAAGGAAAAAACUGUUCUCACUUGAAAGAUCACUGCCGUUCUACUCCAUGCGAAGUCAUUGACAGCUGCACAGUCGCGGUGGCAUCCAACAGCACGCCCGAAGGGGUCCGCUACAUCUCUUCCAACGUCUGCGGCCCGCAUGGAAAGUGCAGAAGCCAGGCAGGGGGCAAGUUCACUUGUGAAUGUGACAAAGGCUUCACGGGCACCUACUGUCAUGAAAACAUCAAUGACUGUGAGAGCAACCCGUGCAGAAACGGCGGCACCUGUAUUGAUGGCAUCAACUCCUACACGUGCAUUUGCAGCGACGGCUGGGAGGGCACUUUCUGUGAAGCAAAUAUUAAUGACUGCAGUAAAAAUCCUUGCCAUAAUGGAGGAACAUGUCGAGACUUGGUCAAUGACUUUUUUUGUGAAUGUAAAAAUGGCUGGAAAGGAAAAACCUGCCAUUCGCGCGACAGCCAGUGUGAUGAAGCGACGUGCAACAACGGAGGGACGUGUUAUGACGAAGGGGACGCCUUCAAAUGCAUGUGUCCUGCGGGGUGGGAAGGAGCCACUUGCAACAUAGCCAGGAACAGCAGCUGCCUGCCAAGCCCGUGCCACAACGGUGGAACUUGUGUCGUCAGCGGAGAUUCCUUCACGUGUGUCUGCAAAGAGGGCUGGGAAGGGCCCACUUGCACUCAGAAUACAAAUGACUGCAGCCCGCACCCUUGCUAUAAUAGUGGUACGUGCGUGGAUGGUGACAAUUGGUACCGAUGUGAGUGCGCUCCCGGCUUUGCGGGCCCAGACUGCAGGAUAAAUAUUAACGAGUGCCAGUCUUCACCCUGUGCCUUUGGAGCUACAUGUGUCGAUGAAAUCAAUGGAUACCGUUGUAUCUGUCCACCGGGGCGCAGUGGCCCGAGAUGUCAAGAAGUUUCAGGAAGGGCUUGCAUCGCUAAUGGCCAUACAGUUCCAGACGGAUCUAAAUGGGACGACGAAUGCAAUAGCUGUCAGUGUUUGAACGGAAAGGUCACCUGUUCUAAGGUCUGGUGUGGUCCAAAGCCUUGCUUGGUAAAUGCCAAAGGUCACAGCGAAUGUCCUGCGGGACACGCCUGCAUUCCUGUUAAGGACGACCACUGUUUCGUGCACCCUUGCAACAACGUGGGUGAAUGCUGGAUCUCCAGUCAACAGCCCGGAAGGACAACAUGCAGUUCUGACUCAUAUUACCAAGACAGUUGUGCCAACAUCACAUUCACCUUUAACAAAGAGAUGAUGACUCCCGGUCUUACUACUGAACGUAUCUGUAGUGAGCUGAGAAAUCUGAGCAUCUUGAAGAAUGUUUCGGUUGAGUAUUCCAUCUACAUCACCUGCGAACCAUCACACUUGGCAAACAAUGAAAUUCAUGUUGCCAUUUCUGCUGAAGAUAUCCAGGAGGAAGAGAACCCAAUAAAAGAAAUAACCGAUAAAAUUAUCGAUCUUGUUAGCAAGCGUGAUGGGAAUAGCACACUAUUUGCAGCCGUUGCAGAAGUCCGGGUCCAGAAGCGGCCCAUAAAAAGCAAAACUGAUUUCUUGGUCCCAUUGCUGAGUUCUGUGUUAACGGUGGCUUGGAUCUGUUGCUUGGUCACCGCCUUCUACUGGUGCCUUCGGAAGCGCCGAAAGCAGAGCACACAUACCCACACAGCGUCUGACGACAACACCACCAACAACGUGAGGGAGCAACUGAAUCAGAUCAAGAACCCAAUUGAGAAACACGGCGCCAACGCCGUCCCCAUCAAAGACUAUGAAAACAAGAACUCAAAAAUUGCCAAAAUAAGGACACACAAUUCUGAGGUGGAAGAAGAUGACAUGGACAAACAUCAGCAGAAAACUCGAUUUGCAAAACAGGCAGCGUACACGCUGGUAGACAGAGACGAAAAGCCACCCAACGGGACACCCACAAAACACCCAAACUGGACAAACAAACAAGACAACCGGGACUUGGAAAGCGCACAAAGUUUAAACCGGAUGGAAUACAUUGUAUAGCAGACCACAGGUGCUGCCGUGCAGGGCCUUUGUCUAUCAGUUCAAGGCAACUCGGAGCUUGUAGUUCUUAAAACGGUUGUGUAAUAUUUUCGAGUCUAAGGCUAUUAUUUGCUUAGAAUCCCUGUGUUAAUUUAAGUUUUGACAAGCUGGUUUACACUGGCAGUGGAUGGUUGCUGUGGUUGGCUGGAUUUCCAAGUGCUGCAUUUCACAUCUAUGCAAAACUAGUCAAAAGUGCCCCAGUGUCAAUUCGGCUGCAACUGAUGCACCCCGGAGAGGUUUCAUAAGGUGUGUCGUGUGGCUUUAUUUAGCUUUUCCAUGUAGCAAAGACCCCGUUUUCCUCCUCUUUCUUCUCUUGAGUUGUCAUGAUUUAUAUACAGUCUUAGACAAAUACAUUUUAUUUAUUUAUUGAAUUAGAGUUCUUUUGUAUAUUGGUUUUAUGGUGACAUACAACUAGUUCUGUAUUUGAAAGUGCCUUUGCAGCUCGGAACCACAGCAACUAUCAAAAAGGUUUAUUAUUUAUUUUUUUAUUGUAUUGUUUUUGUUGUGGGGAGGGCAGAGGGAGGGGACGGGGGGGCUUAUUGUCAGCAGUUGCUGGUAAAAAAUGAAGAAUUGAGAGGAAAAUGUGUCAAAAGUAGAAGUUUGUAUAGUUAUGUAAAUAAUUCUUUUUUAUUAAUCACUGUGUAUAUUUGAUUUAUUAACUUAAUAAUCAAGAGCCUUAAAUAUCAUUCCUUUUUUAUUUAUACAUACGUGUUUAGAUUUGAAGGUUUUUCAUAGUAUUGUAAGCUGAUGGCUUCUUCUUUUGACUUUCCCCCCCUUGUUUCUUGUUGCCUACAUGCCAAAAUUUAAGGUGUUCUGAAAAUCGAGUUUUUAUUUUUAACAAAAGGAUGGGCUCCCACGCCUUGAUGCUGUCUUUUUUUUUUUUUUUGUACGAUGUCUGGUGUGUUCUGUCUUUUUUUAAAAAAAAAAACACCUUCCAUAGUAUCACUUUAAAAUUAUUUUGUAAGUACUGGUGGCUGAGGCAGUUUAGAACUAGUUUUUGUUCUGCUUUUAUUUUUUUAAAAAAAAUUUGGCUGCUUUGGACAUGGGAUGGGGGUACAGAAAGGAAUGACAGGCAGAAAAUCUGCUACGCUGCAGUUUAAGGGGGAAACACAAAAGGAGCGAUAACCUUCUGUAGAUAAAACAUGAGAAAUGUGAGUGGUUGUAUGUAAUUAAAAAUAUCAAAUUAGUGUGUGAAGUUGGAAGCACUGAAAUCUUAUUUUGUAAACUCUUGAUUACCCCCCCCCACCAUGAAUAGGUGAUACUGAACCACUUGUAGAUUUGAUUUUUCUUUUCUUUUGUAAUCUACUGUAUUUAGGAAGUAUUCUAAUAAGCUAGUUGCUGAAUACUUGAACAGUAGAAUGUUCGAUAAGACCACUGACCUAGAUAUGCCACAGAAUCCACGGCCCGCCUUAAAGAAAAAAAAAGAGGAAAUCAAAAGUGCUAUGAUGAAGUUGGAAGAUCAAAAAUGAAAUUUUAAAGAGGCUUAAAACUUAGUUAUCUCAAUGGGACAACCAGUCCCUAAAGAUAUCUUGUAUGGUAAUAUUAGUGUUACAUGAACAUGAAAAUACAUCACUGAUGUGUUAUUCCUGGCAAUAAAUCUUGAAAAAUAUUUAUUAAAUUUUUGUAUAAAACCA
Messenger RNA from Eublepharis macularius, 5650 nucleotides. RefSeq names its product jagged canonical Notch ligand 1 (gene JAG1). Gene Ontology annotation, biological process: cell communication; multicellular organism development; establishment or maintenance of epithelial cell apical/basal polarity. Gene Ontology annotation, molecular function: Notch binding; calcium ion binding. NCBI's taxonomy places the organism in Eukaryota, Metazoa, Chordata, Lepidosauria, Squamata, Eublepharidae. The record is from RefSeq and is a predicted model, not a curated record. The coding region runs from base 318 to 3977 and encodes 1219 amino acids. The transcript is spliced from 26 exons. Gene Ontology annotation, cellular component: protein-containing complex; plasma membrane.